This is a messenger RNA of Symbiodinium sp. CCMP2456, 6076 nucleotides long. The record is from the annotation of a GenBank genome assembly. Lineage: Eukaryota; Dinophyceae; Suessiales; Symbiodiniaceae.
GUGGGAGGCUCGAGAGCUCAGCGCAGAGCUUGGUGAUCCAGGGCAAGAAAACGCACUGUGCGCCGCCGAGGAGCCGCGUGCAGGAAGCAUGUCCAGUACCGGAGGUACGAUUUCAAAGACGAAAGAAGGAGUGCCUCAGUGGUCGGGCGAAGCGAGUACGUUUACUGAAUAUGAGGAACAGUGUUUGUUGUAUGAGCAGAGUGUCGAGUACCACAAGCGCUACAUGGUUGCUCCUCGUCUUAUCAGUGAGCUACAAGGCCCGGCCCGGAGGUUGGUGGUUGGAAGGAAGCCAGACUGGGUGAGUUUCCCGGGUGGCGUCGGGGUGCUGUUGCAGGCCUUGAGGGCGAGCUUGGGCAAGCCACAGGUGUCAGAGAUGGCCGACUACUUGACGAAGUACUUUAGGCAGACGCGGAGGAAGGCACAGGAGUCGAUGGCGGACUACAUCACCCGUAAGUGUGAAGUAUAUCUACGAGCCCAACAAGCCCUACGAAGAGUGAUGCCUCAGCACCAGAAGGCCAGCUCGGUCCAAGGGAGCCGAGGUGGAGGAGGGAUCGGCUACGCCAGCUGGAGCCGAAGGACCAGUGUGGAGUCGGCAGAAGCAGGCUCACAGGCGGCAACUCCGGUGGCCCCUGUGACCACCGAUCCGCCAGAAGACGAUGACGAGGCCGGGACCCAGGAUGGCAGCCAGAGCCAGUGGCGAGACUGGGACUGGAGUGGAUGGUCGUCGUGGCAAGGCGGCUGGACGGGAUACCAAUAUGGCUGGCGGCCGGAUUGGUGGUCCCAAGGAGGAUCCUACACCGGGUACUCCCAGACCGCCGAGGAGCCGAUCGUGGAGAUCCUGCCGGACUUCGUUCAGGGCUGGUACCUGCUGUUUGAUGCGUCGUUGAACACGACGGAGAGGAACCUUAUCCACACGGCGGUGCAGGGUGACUACUCUCUGCAGAGGAUCGCACAGGAGCUGCGGUCGCAGUGGGAUGACAACAACAUUCGGCAACGGGACAGCAGGCACCAGAGCAGCUACAUGGGGGAUGCCGACGAGGAGAUGUACGACGAGGACCUCGAGUUCCAGGAGGGGUUCUCCGUGGAGAACCUCAGCGAUGAGGGACAAGCGCUGGUGGCGGAAGCAGAAGAUGAAGCACAGGAGGCGCUGGCGGCGCUUCACCAGGCUAAGCGCACCCUCCGGGAGGCGCGGGACAAACAGCACCAGGUGCGUAUGUCCAGGCAGUACUUCAAGACAAGCGCGGGCCGGAACUCGAGUUCGGGAGCUUCAUCCUCAGCCGGGAGAUCGAGUACAUGGAGCCAGUCCAAGCCUCGAGACGAUUCCAAAAUGGUGUGUUUGAAGUGCAAUAAGGUUGGCCACCGCGCGGCCAACUGUCCCCAGCGGGACCAGCAGGCUCAACACACCGAUGAGGCAGUGGAGAGCGCGCCCUUCAUCUGCUACGGCGAGAUGGCCUUGUCCGCCAACCACGUGGAGACCUUGCCCAAGGAGUUGAUGACGACGCAAGAGGCGAUGGCCAGGGGUUGGUGCGUCGUGGAUGGUGGCGCGACAAGGACAUUGGGAAGCGUGACGGCUGUCCAAAAUGUUCUGGACCGGAAUGCUGAGGAAACAGGCUACACCAAGCUCCUCAAGGUGGACACCGAUCGCAAGCCCGUGUUCACCUUCGGCAACAGCUCGGAGAACCAAUGCAUGAGUACGAUUGAACUCGGGUUGCAGGCCGGGACCAAGGAGGGCAAGCUCACCGUCCACACCUUGGACACCGGGAGUGGACCAAUCCUUCUGAGCGUGUCUUCGCUGAGAGCUUUAGGCACAAAGGUCACAGAGCGGCCACCAGCUCUUAACUCCCCGCACGACAGCAUGAGCCUCGAUCGCAAGAACAAAGGCGACCUCCAACAGCUCAUGCGGGACCGCGGAGAGGCCUGGGUGAGCAAGAUCAACAAGGCGCGCACCAAGAAGGCCACGAUCAUCGAGCUGUGCACCAAGGAGCUGGGACUGACCCUUUCGGGUCACGAGACGAUUCCUACGCUGGAACGACUGGCUCUGCAGAAGGCGCACUUGAUAUCCACCCCCAUGGCCGAAGAUGUGGUGGGGUUCGGCCGUCAUGCGGCCCUCGAGUACCAGGACAUCAACCUGUACCAGGUGGCCUACCGCGAGUGGGUACUUCGGACAGAAGCCGAGGAGGCGGGAUGCGACUAUCGCCUGAAGCGUUUGGCACAAUGGCUCCGGGAGAACCCGGUGGUCAAGACCGCGAAGGAGGUCGAGGCCAAGGCCAAGGCGAUUCCCAAGAAGAAGGCGGAGAGCAGCGCCGCGUCAAGUUCCGAGACUCCCCAGGUGAUGGACCGCGACAUGCUGACGAUUCUCCAGAACCUCACGGGCACGCUGCAGGACCUGAAGGACGAGGUAGCCGAGCUGAAGGGAGAGAGACCGCGGAAGAAGGACCCAGCCAGGGCGAUUUCGGAGGCCACGUCCGACGGGUACACGAAGGUUGGUUGUGAGCCACAGAGUCAUCUGACGACUGCUGUACAGGAACUGAUAGGUGAGCACGCUACGCCCAGGAGUCGUAUGGAUAUCUCCAUCCGAUACACCGUUUUCCCCUAUGCAGCACCCCAGGAAGAGGAUUUUGGACCCGAGGGGAUUGAAGAAGAACUGUACGCGACUGACGAGCUGAUUGCAGCCGAGCAGAAGGCCAAGGAGCUUUCUCAGCAACAGGACUACAGUGAGGACGCAUGUUUGGAACUUUUGCGACUACUUCCUCUGAAGGCACAGAAGGCCCGGACAGGCCAGCUUGGAGAAGAGAGAGUCAUGUAUCAUGUGUUUGGCACUUAUGCACAUGGCAACCAGUAUGGUUUGUGUAAUCGGACACGUGCCAUGACCCAAAGUGUCAAGUACCUGAACGACUAUGUCAAAAGCAGGGUUCCCGAAGGCACCCGAUGGACCUCCCUCGUGAUCAACCAAGGCUUGGGUCAGUACACAAAGGGGGGGUUGUGGGUGCAAGACACUCCACAGGCGCAAGAAAUGGGGCUGGAAACACCGUCAGGAUUGGCCGUGUUCGCGGCUGAAGGAGUUGAACGAUCAAACAAGCAAACACAAGAAAAGAUCAAGAAGCAGUUCGCCUCGCCCGAGGUGCUAAAGCUGGCAUCGGAGUUCCGAUGCUCCAUCUGUGAGGAGCAGCAUCAGUUCAUGGUGAUCAUUGAUGAAGGGUCCAGGUUCAGAGCGGUUCGGGAUUAUUGUGACAGACACCAAGUGUUUCUGGAUUUGGUUCCAGGGGAAGCGCAUUGGAAGGUUGGUGUGUGUGAGCAGGCCGUUCAGGGUUUAAAGAUGGUCAUGGACAAGCUGUGUCAAGCUGAAGGCACUCUAGUGGCAGAGGAAGCUCUAGCCACGGCGGUCAGGACCUUCAAUCAGAGGGAUCUGAUCCGGGGAUACUCCCCGGCUCAACAUGUACUUGGGCAAGCGCCAGAUGAGACAGGACGCAUAGAGACUACGCAGCUUCCGGUGCCUCCAGAGAUGCUUGUAGAAAACCCAGGAACUGAGUUCCGUGAGGCGGUUCAGCGACGAGCCGAGGCAGAGAAGGCCCACUGUGAGUGGGUGGCCAAGCAACGAUUGAUCCGAGCAGCCAACUCUAGGAGUAGAAGGGUCUACGACUACCAACCGGGUGAACUUGUGUAUUUCUGGAGGCAACAGGACUCAUCAAAGAACCGACAGGGCCCCGGCUCCAAACGAGGUUUCUUCAUGGGCCCUGCUAGAAUCCUGGCAACCGAAACCCGCAAGAACAGUGAUGGUACCAUGCAGCCAGGGUCUUCAGUCUGGUGUGUGAGAGGGAGGCAACUUGUGAAGUGUUGUGUUGAACAACUUAGAAGGGCCUCUCAGAGAGAAGAGUUGGUUGAGAGUCUUGUGCAAGAAGAAGCUACCCCUUGGACCUUCACCCGAGUGGCGGAACAGAUAGGAGGCAAUCAGUACGAGGAUGUUUCGGCUGACAGUCCUCACCUGGAGGAAUGGCUUCGGGCACAGGAACCAGAGGAGGAACAGCAACCUGUCAGGCACCGAUUGCGGGCAAAACGCCCGGCCCCGGCGCGCGCGGAAGGGGACUCUGAUGAGGAACUGAUUCCCGCGGCAGCCGAAGAAGGGAAGUCCCAGCUUCCCUCUCGGACCCCAAGAGCAGCAAGACGACCAGGACCCUACGGAGCACAGGCUGGAGCCUCCAAGGACCGUUGGCAGGACAGGGUUUCGGAGGACGCUUGGUUUGUAGGAGAACAAGCCUACUGGAACGACUCUCAGGCCGGGGUUCAGGUUGAGAUUGAUAUGCCAAACUCUCAGAAGGGUUGGGAGCAAGCGGUUCAGAACUUUGAGGGGUAUCUGGUCAGUGCCAUGCGGCGCCGAGCCGUCGAAGUGAGAGAAAAGAACCUCUCCGACGAGGAGAGGGCGCAGUUCCAAGCAGCGAAAGCUACCGAGGUCCGAAACUUUGUAGCAGCUCGCGCGUUUGAAGUGCUUCCCCCCGAUAUGAAACCCAGUAGAGAGCAAGCUAUCAAUAUGAGGUGGAUUCUCACCUGGAAGCAGCGUGAAGACGGUUCCAUGAAGGCAAAGGCACGUGCAGUGCUUUUAGGGUUCCAAGACCCUUCAUACGAGUUCCGAGAUACCACCGCUCCAGUAAUGUCCCGCCAGAGCAGACAACUUCUCUUACAACAAGCAGCUCGGAGAAACUGGACAGUGUUCAAAGGAGAUGUGUCUGGAGCAUUUCUCCAAGGCAGAGAAUAUCCAGGGAUACUGCACUGCAUCCCUUGUGAUGAGAUAUGCGAUGCUAUGCAUGUUCCAAGAUCCAGCAUUCUACGAUUGCGGAGGGCCUGCUAUGGCUUAGUAGACGCUCCCCUGGAAUGGUACAGGUCUGUAGCAGAAGUGCUGGAAGGCCUGGGACUACAGAGGACGUGGAGUGAUCCAUGUACGUGGGUCUGGCGGGUCAAUGGACAGCUGCGAGGCAUCAUAUCAGGACAUGUGGACGACUUCCUGUUCGCCGGAGCCGAUCAGGACAGGGAGUGGCAGCAGAUUCUUUCUAAGAUCAAGGAACGAUUUCAGUGGGGGGAUUGGGAAAAGGAUACGGAGGGUUUCAUUCAGUGUGGGGUCAAGGUGAUUAAGACUGAGGAGGGUUAUCACCUGAGUCAGCCACAGUUCAUUGAAGCACUCCGUGAAAUUCCUCUGAACGCCACACGCCGGCGGGAGAGACACGCCGUCACUUGUGAAAGAGAGAAGACGCAGUUGAGAGCUCUGUUGGGAAGUCUGAGUUGGUUGGCGCAACAGACGGCGCCUCACCUGUCGGCCUCGGUCAGCCUUCUGCUCUCAGAGGUGUCUCAGAGUACUGUGGAUACCAUAGUUCGGGUGAAUCAACUGACCUGUCAGGUUAAAAAGCGGAAGGACCAUGUCAUGAUCAUACAUCGCUUUGACGAGCAGGAACCUUUGGCCAUGUAUGCUUGGGUUGACGCUGCUUCUGUCAAUCGGACAGACGGGGGCAGCACGCAGGGCAUUUUCAUAGGCAUAGGUCCCUCAGGGAUGCUGCAAGGCGAAGUAGGUCGGGUCACGCCAGUGGUCUGGCAUUCCUCCAAAGUUGACAGGGUGUGCAGGUCACCAGGAGCUGCGGAGGCUCAAGCAGCCGUGAAUGGCGAAGAUAGUUUAUACUAUGCUCGCUAUCAUUGGAGUGAACUUGAGCUAGGAGACAUAGAUCCACGGAAUGCAGAAGACGCUGUUCGACGAGUACGAGGAUGCCUCAUCACGGACUCUCGGAACGUGUACGACAAGAUGAAUACAGAAGUGCUCGUGGUCAAGGGCGCAGAGAAAAGAACAGAUCUGGAAAUGCUGGGACUUAAGGAGUCUCAACACAACACAGAAUUGGUCAUUCGAUGGGUCCAUUCGGAGGCCCAACUGGCCAACAGCUUGACAAAGCAUGGAGGUGGACGCGAAAUAGAGAUGUACUACCAGAUGCGGCACAGGUGGAGGAUAGUGGAAGAUGAACAGAUGCGGUCCGCUCGAAGACGGAAGCAAGAAGGAGUGGCUCCACUAGCAACCAGCAGCAAGGAUGAACGAAAUUUAUAA